This is a messenger RNA of Metarhizium album ARSEF 1941, 822 nucleotides long. Its product is annotated as Thiopurine S-methyltransferase. Gene Ontology annotation, molecular function: S-adenosylmethionine-dependent methyltransferase activity. Lineage: Eukaryota; Fungi; Ascomycota; Sordariomycetes; Hypocreales; Clavicipitaceae. The transcript has 2 exons. Bases 1 to 822 code for a protein of 273 amino acids. The record is from RefSeq and is a predicted model, not a curated record.
AUGGCCACCGCCGCCGAGCCCCCCGGCAGCCUGAGCCAAAGCUUGGAGAACCUCGCCUUCGCCGCCCGUUCAUACAAGCAAGGCAUCCGGCCCUGGGACCAGGACGGCCCCUCCGACGCCCUGGAGGAGCUCCUCCUCACACGACACGAUCUCGUGCCCCCAGCCCAGACCCGAGACCUGCAGGGAAAUCCGAUCCGUCCAACGGCCCUCGUGCCGGGCUGCGGACGCGGCCACGACGUCCUCCUGCUCAGCAAGUUCUGGUACGACGUCGUGGGGCUAGACGUCAGCCCGGACGCUCUGCGCAUGGCCGAGGAGAACAGCCGCGAGGCGGAGCGGACCGCACGGCUUCAGCCCGGGCGAGGCUCGGAAACGGGCACCAUCAAGUGGCUCCAAGGCGACUUCUUCUCCCCAGACGUGCUGGGCGGCCUGGGAGCCGGCGGCUCGGGCAAGUUCGACCUGAUAUACGACUACAUGUUCCUGUGCAUCCUGCCCCCCGAAGCGCGCCCCAAAUGGGCCAGACGCAUGUCCCAACUCCUCCAGCCCGCAGGCCACCUCGUGUGUCUCGAGUGCCCGUCUGGAAAGGCGCUCUCCGAGGGCGGCCCCCCCUGGGGCGUGCGGCCCGAGACGUACGAGGCGCUGCUGGGCGCCCCCGGCAAGGACAUCUCGUACGACGCCGACGGGAGCCCCGUGGUCGCGACGGCCGCCAAGCCGGACGCCAACGCCCUGCACCGAUCGGGCCUCAUCAGGCCGGCCAAGACGCAUCCCGCGGGCACCAACGCGGACGGCACCGUGUCGGACUUUAUAUCGGUCUGGAGCCGCUGA